This is a messenger RNA of Chenopodium quinoa (quinoa), 2925 nucleotides long. RefSeq lists its product as uncharacterized. Lineage: Eukaryota; Viridiplantae; Streptophyta; Magnoliopsida; Caryophyllales; Amaranthaceae. The record is from RefSeq and is a predicted model, not a curated record. Bases 1 to 2868 code for a protein of 955 amino acids. The transcript is spliced from 17 exons.
AUGAUAUAUUAUAAAUUACCAUCAGAUGAACCCUCUCAAGAUCCUACUGGUGAAAGUUCUACUGACAGUGAUGAUGAUAGUGAAGAGUCAGUUUAUAGAGCAGAAGCAGAGCCUGUCAGUGAGGAUGAUUAUGAGGUGGAGGAAGAGGAAGAAGUAAAGCCAAGGAAGAAACAGGCAAAGAAAGGGAAUUCAGUGAAGGCAAAGGUUGAAAAUGAGGAGCAAAAGAUGGUACUGUAUGAUGAAGGAAAGAUUGAAGGUAGGGGAAAAAAGAAAAUGAAAACUGAAAUGGUUCAAGCAAUAGAAACUGAUGAAGUUGAGGAAAUUCAGGAAGAUGAAUUUGAGGAAGAGAAAUCUUCAAAGAGAGGAGGACAUGUGAAGUUCAUUGCAUGGAUAAAAAAGAUGACACCUACCCAAAAACAACAAGUUGUUGAUAUAGGGUUAGGAUCACUUCUUGACAUUAGUUUACCUCAACUUGAUCAAAAGUUUUGUAACUGGUUAUUGGGAAGUUUUGAAGAAAAUAGCCAGUGUUUUGAACUACCAAAGAAUGAAAAAAUAGAAAUUGAGGUAGAGGAUGUUAGGGUAGUUUAUGGCUUGCCUACAGGAGAAAUUCCAAUUGUUGAGCCAAAGUCUGAUAAAAUUAGUGAGGAGUAUGCAGAAUUUCUGAAGAAAUGGAGAAAAUCAUGGUCAGGAAAAACUCCAUCAGUGAGUCAGAUUGUGAAUGGAUACAUAAAUGAUAAAUUCACCAACAACAGACCACCAAUUGAACAUUUCAUUACUAACUUUUUAGCAGUGGCUGUGAACUGCUUGAUGAAAUGUGUAUCAAACAAUCAAUGCCAUUUCAAAUUUCUUUAUUCUAUGAUGGACAAAGAAAACAUAAAAAAUUUGAACUGGUGUCAGUUUGUAUAUGACUCACUUAUCAAAUGUCAUGUUGAUUGGAGAAAGCAGCAAGGCAAGGGGUUCUACAAAGGCCCUCUUCAAUUUCUGAUGUUGUUCUAUUUUGAUAGAGUUCAGAGGUUAGACAAAAGGCCUCCAAGAACAAUUCCUAUCAUAUCUGCAUGGAAUAGAGACAUGGUUCUUGAGAGGUUGAAGAUUGAAUUAGAAUUGGGAUUUGGGAGAGGGAAAAUUCUACCAAGGAUUGCUGCAGAAGUUGAAGAAAGUCCUAAGGUUUUUAUGGAUGAUUUUGUUUCCCUGGUAAAAACAACUUGUUCAAACCUGUCAAAGCUUUCUUCAAAAUUGGUGAAGGCAAAGGAUAUCUUCCCUGGAAAUGACUUGGUGAAAAAAGUUGAUGAAGUUUUAGGAAAGGUGGCAGCUAGGGAACCAUCAAUUCUAAGCCAAGAUGAAGAAUUCUUUGGCAGUGAGGAUUUCCUAAAUGCACUUGCACAAGCUGAGAAGAAUCUGAUGCAAGGGUCUGAAAAGCAAACAACUGAGAAGCAAAUGACUGGGAAGAAAUUAACCAAAAAGGGAAAGGAAAAAGAACAAGAAUAUGACAUCAGAAAAGCUUUCAGCUUGGGGUUGACUCCACCUUCUCCAGCCAUUGAAACAGGGCCCACCUCUUCAACACUUGGUGAUAUAAUUGAACAACCAAUAAUUUCAACAAAUGCUGGAGAAAAGGAUGUGGGUAAAACUUCAGCAGCUUCAGAACAAAGAAUUGAAGAAUUUUCUAGAACUGACGCAACAACUGGUUCAAAAUUUGAUGCUGACACUAGGUCAGAUAAUGAAGGAUUGCCUAGAACAGGAUCUGGUUCAGUGGUUGAUGCUGACCCUAGGUCAGAUGGUGGUGAAAAAAGUGAUGAUCCAAAAAACACAGUUGGAGGUGGAAAACAAAACAAGGAAGAUGUUUUUGAAAAAACAAAAAAUGAUGAAAAAGUGGAGGGUGAAAACAAGAAGAUUGUUGCUUCAUCCUCAAAAGUCACAAAAAGGAAUGAUGAUAAGAAAAAGUCAAUUGCAGAAAAGAAGAAAAAAACUGAAAAGGAAAAGGUUGAAAGACCAAAACGCGAAAAGCAAACAAUUCCUCCUGCUUUCCGAUCUCCUUACUUGGUGAAGUACAAGGAUCUGUUUAAAGAUGAGAAAGCCAUGAACCAAAUUGCAGUAGACUUUGCUCUUGGUGGAAAAGAUGAAAGUGCACUCUUAUACUAUGAUGGCUUGAAUCUCAUCAAUAGAAAUGAAAUGAAAACUCUUGGAGAUGAUGUUGAAGUGACAAAUUGUGUCAUAGAUGGAUGGGCAAGGUUUCUUAAUCAUAAAAAGCCGAGAAACAAGAUUUAUUUCUCAACAGUGCUUCAUCACAUUAUGUGCACAAAUAGAGUUUGUCGAGAAGGAUCAUCAAUGAAGACAAGAAUUAAUGCCUUCAUAGAAAGAAUUGACAAUGAACUGAAGUUGAAUAAAAUUGACAGCAUUGUUGGAUAUAAACAGGUCUUCUUCCCAGUAUCAACUUCUCAACAUUUUUUUCUGUUGUGCGUCAAUCAUAUAGAAGACAAAAUUCAUAUAAUUGACAAUAGAAAACUACCAAAAAAGGUAUCAGUCCAAGCAAAAUAUGAAGAACAACCAAAAAUGAUGUUAAAAGGAUUGGCAGAGUACAUGAAACACCUUGGAUAUCAAGAUGCAAAAAGAAUUGAAGACUACACAGUUGUUUUGGAAAAGAUGAAAUGGCGUAGCAACAAUGACUAUACAAACUGUGGAGUUUACAUUAUGAAGCAUAUGGAAACCUUCACUGCUGAUCCUAAUGAGAGCUGGAUUUGUGAUUUAAAACCAAACAAUGUGGAACAAAUUAGAAAUCUAAGGCUCCAAUACACAGCAGAACUGAUGUUAUUUGAAGAAAACACUGAAUCAAGAGCAAAUAGAAGGAAAGCUAGAAAAUUUGCAACUUUGUAGUUUCAAAUGUUCAUUUACAACUAUGUAUAUGUUCAUUUCUUAUAUAUGACUAUUUUU